ACUAAACCCUAGAGAUCCUUUAAACCCAGCUCUUUAAGAGCAAGAGGGAGUCCAUCGGAAAGCAUUUCUCUUCGAUUCCGCCAUGGGUUUCACUUGGUGUCUCCGAAGGUCAGCCUCAGCUCUGGCUCCCGUGUUGGGUCGGAUGGCUCGAGCCCGUCUGAACCUUCAUGGCUCCGCAGUCGCCGCCUCCGUCAACCGUUCGACUCUCGCUCGCAACCCAUCUGCCUCUCCGUUCGUCCCGCGAGGCUUUCUUUACUCAACGGGUACAGAGAAUUCGAGCUCCGACCAGACGCUUCUCCGGGUGAUUGACUCCGAGCUCAAGUCUGCUCUGGAAACCGAUGAUCACGACUUGGCUGAAGACACUCCGGAAGAAUUCCCUUUCGAAAUUGAAGAUAACCCUGGACACCAGACAGUAACAUUGACAAGAGAAUACAACGGGGAACAGAUAAAAGUUGUGGUAAACACACCCGGUCCUUUCACUGGCGAGAAUGGAGAAGACGAUAUGGAGGACGACGAUGAUGAAACACCUAGCCAGAGGUCGAGUGAAUUGAGCAUUCCAUUAGUUGUCACUGUCACCAAGAAGAGUGGACUGAGUCUAGAGUUUAGCUGCACUGCUUUACCGGAUGAGAUUGCCAUUGAUGCUCUAUCCGUGACUCAUCCCGAGAACUCUUCUGAGGAGCCAAUCUCAUACGAUGGACCUGAUUUCCAAGAUUUGGAUGAGAAUCUGAGGAAAUCAUUCCACAAGUUUCUGGAGAUUAGAGGGAUAAAGGCAAGCACUACAAAUUUCUUGCAUGAAUACAUGAUGAGGAAAGACAGCAGAGAGUAUUUGCUGUGGUUGAAGAACCUCAAGAAGUUCAUUGAAGAGUGAAAUGCUGCUUUCUGUUUGUGUUUUUGCGCUUUCACGUCCUCUGAAAUCAAUUGGUUUGUCAAUUAAAAUCAAUGGUCUGACAUAACCAAUGGUUUGGUUUAACUGCAGCCGGUUUGAACCGUUCCGGUUAGCCACAUAACCACUCUGAAAACUUUGGGUGACAAAUCUCAGAUUCGGGUCUUCAUGGUGCUUGAUG
Molecule: messenger RNA, 1064 nt
Organism: Tarenaya hassleriana
Lineage: Eukaryota; Viridiplantae; Streptophyta; Magnoliopsida; Brassicales; Cleomaceae
Exons: 3
Coding region: 83-868 (261 amino acids)
Cellular component (GO): mitochondrial matrix
Source: RefSeq, a predicted model, not a curated record